AUGCAAUUAAGUAACUCGGAAACCCUUGUCAAUGACGAAGGGGCUGGACGUGCCAAGGCCAUUGUGCGUAGGCGUGUUAUAUUCGCAGUUAUAGGACGUGUCUUGCCUUGGCUCAGAGCUGCUUUAUUUUUGACCGGAACUAUAUGGAUGUGCUGCAUCCCGUUACCCCAGAUGGGACGAGGGACAUACAUAGAUGAGAAUGCACUCCAACCUGGCCAGGUCAACACGUACUGGAGCUGGCGAGAAGUACAUGCUGCGGAUAAUAGACGCGCCACGUAUUUCCGUGACGAGUUUGCAAAACUUGGAUUACCUACAGAGGUUCAGCCGUAUACUAUCCACGCACCCACCGGUCUUGACUUACAAGGGGACGGAGGGCGUCAACGUCUAUUCCAUUUACACAGCUCCCAGGAGCUCUGGCAGCGAAGCAAUUGUCCUGAGUGCUCGUGGAAAAGCCUGAAAUGGGAUGAGGAUGGAUCUUUAAACCUUCGUGGUGUGGCGACCAUCCUUGCUCUAGCGAGCUAUCUCAAACGGUAUACAUUAUGGGCGAAGGAUAUCGUGUUUGUCAUCAGUGAUGGGUAUAUGGAUGGUAUGCAUGCAUGGCUAAGUGCAUAUCAUGGGUUUGAUCAUGCUAACCUCGAGACGCAGCCAUUGACCCUGCUCAGUGGAGUGGUUUGGACCGCGUUAUGUAUUGAUUAUCCGGGUCACUCAUUCAGUCAUCUUGGCGUCUACUUUGAGGGACUCAAUGGACGGCUUCCCAACCAAGAUUUACUCAAUUCUGUGCUCAACAUAGCAAGAUAUUCAAAUGGAGUCUCAGUUCUCGCCUAUGAUGCACUGGACCAUCUUCGCACAGACCACCCAUAUGAUUUUGGACCUCGUACGGCCGCCCUUUGGAAUUACCUGCCUAAAGUAGCACGGAAAAUGUUAAACGAUCCUAAUAUGAAGACCUUUGAAAACCGUGCAGGCAUAGUCAGUCGUAGUAUUGCUUGGCAAGCCUCUGGUCGUGCUAGUGGUGUUCACGGGUUGUUCCAUCAGUAUCGAAUAGAUGCAAUUACGAUAUACGCGCGCCCCUCUCAUGGCCCCCAUGGAUUCUUCGUGCUUGGCAAGAUUAUUGAGUCAACAACCCGCACGAUGAACAACUUACUGGAGCGUCUCCAUGCCUCCUUUUUCUUUUACAUUCUGACCAGCGCCCAAUCAUUUAUCAAGAUAGGCGGAUAUCUCCCCGCUGCGGUUAUCAUGAGUGUCGCUAUGACGUUUGGAGGACUCGCGCUAUGGGUUGAAGCUAGCUGGGUUCAAAUCCAAAUCGUCAUUACUGAUGCAGAUAAGAAUUCCGAAAGCAGUGGUGACGAUCAUAUUGAGCAUUCCAAGAAGUGGGUCAAAAGGUCCCGGCCAGUAGUGGAUGCGUUUGUACUGGCUGGUUGUACACACCUGUCGGGUGGCGCCAUGCUGUUUGCUCUGGGCACCAAAGCUAGCAUGGAUGCAUUUACUGUAAGUCGUACUGUGACCAAUUCCAAUAGCUCACUUUUCAACUUACCCACCCUAGAAUUAUCCGAUGGAAUAUUUGAGCAUACUUUUAGCUAUGGUAGCUCUCAUUCCUUGGGGCAUUGCACAAAUCCCGCGUUUGAAUGGAUCGUCUUCCGAAAGGGUCGCGCCUCUCUCAAUGGUUCUGAAAUCCUUUACUCUUUGCCUCGGGGGAACAAUAACGGCAUUACUAUCCCUGCUUAA
This is a messenger RNA of Rhizoctonia solani, 1722 nucleotides long. Its product is annotated as GPI transamidase component GAA1. Gene Ontology annotation, biological process: attachment of GPI anchor to protein. Gene Ontology annotation, cellular component: GPI-anchor transamidase complex; membrane. The record is from RefSeq and is a predicted model, not a curated record. The transcript is spliced from 10 exons. Bases 1 to 1722 code for a protein of 573 amino acids. Lineage: Eukaryota; Fungi; Basidiomycota; Agaricomycetes; Cantharellales; Ceratobasidiaceae.